CCCCGCCCCGCCCCGCCCAGCAAAGCUACAGGUGAACGCGAUGCUGCGCAGCUUCCCCCAGGCCCAUCGGCUUCUCAAGAGGCUGGGUUUUGAGAAGGGAGACGCCUACUUCUUUAAGCAGAUGGGCAAGGGCAUGCUAUGCACAUACGCGCUUUUUGGCGCCGCGUGGUUCUGGAAUGAGACAUCGCCGCUUGGCUGGUGGACGCUCAAGCCACGGCCCAAGGAAGAGAAGGAGAUGGCGCAUCUGUACGAGCGCAGGGAGUUCCCGUACCCCGGUGACGAGGAGGCGGUUGAGGAAUUCAUAAAGAGCGGGGGCGCCCUGGGCACGACGAUCGGGCCCAAGGGGUUCGCGGACGCGAACAUGGACUCGGACAACAUGCAGAAGCAGCUGCAGUCGAAGAAGUUCGACCAGGAGGCACGCAAGCUGUGGUUGCGGAUGCGCAACGAGGUUGUGCAGGAGCUCCAGGAGAAGGGGUUCGACGUCGAAUGAAGAUUAGUUUUAUUCCCGCGAAAGAAAUGGGGGGAAGGCGUCGGCUCGAUUAAGUAUUUUGCAUUGAUGGAAGUAGAAGAAACAUUUCCUGGGAUAACGUUAGAUGCCUCCAAGUUCAGUGCAAGCCUUUUUUUUUUCUCGAUGGAGAUUAAAUUCGCUUGCAUCCAGGCUUGUAUUCCUUUCCUCUGUCUUUCUUUGGAGUUAGAUAAGUUGUUUUCCAUGAUUUAACAAUUAAUCACAUAUAUAUUGAGACACCGGUUUAAUAA
Hordeum vulgare subsp. vulgare (domesticated barley) is the source of this 756-nucleotide messenger RNA. RefSeq lists its product as uncharacterized. The coding region runs from base 41 to 490 and encodes 149 amino acids. The record is from RefSeq and is a predicted model, not a curated record. Lineage: Eukaryota; Viridiplantae; Streptophyta; Magnoliopsida; Poales; Poaceae. The transcript is spliced from 4 exons.